ACGACACCCUAACUCCACAUCCUGUAGACGACAGCCUAACUCCACAUCCUGUAGAAGACAGCCUUACCUAACAUUCUGUAGACGACAGCCUAACUCCACAUCCUGUAGAAGACAGCCUUACCUAACAUUCUGUAGACGACAGCCUAACUCCACAUCCUGUAGAAGACAGCCUUACCUAACAUUCUGUAGACGACAGCCUAACUCCACAUCCUGUAGCCGACAGCCUAACUCCACAUUCUGUAGACGACAGCCUUACCUAACAUUCUGUAGCCGACAGCCUUACCUAACAUUCUGUAGCCGACAGCCUAACUCCACAUCCUGUUAUCGACAGCCUAACUCCACAUCCUGUAGACGACACCCUAACUCCACAUCCUGUAGAAGACAGCCUUACCUAACAUUCUGUAGACGACAGCCUAACUCCACAUCCUGUAGCCGACAGCCUAACUCCACAUCCUGUAGACGACACCCUAACUCCACAUCCUGUAGAAGACAGCCUUACCUAACAUUCUGUAGACGACAGCCUAACCUCACAUUCUGUAGACGACAGCCUUACCUAACAUUCUGUAGCCGACAGUCUAACUCCACAUCCUGUAGCCGACAGCCUAACUCCACAUCCUGUAGACGACACCCUAACUCCACAUCCUGUAGAAGACAGCCUUACCUAACAUUCUGUAGACGACAGCCUAACCUCACAUUCUGUAGACGACAGCCUAACCUCACAUCCUGCAGACGAUAG
Candidula unifasciata is the source of this 736-nucleotide messenger RNA. The record is from the annotation of a GenBank genome assembly. Lineage: Eukaryota; Metazoa; Mollusca; Gastropoda; Stylommatophora; Geomitridae.